CCGGAAGUAGGUUGUUUACCAUGGCCGACUACGAGAGUGUUUUGUGUGUGAAAAACAAUGUCCACGUAUACAGAAUUCCUCCUCGACCAUCAAACAGAGGCUACAGAGCCUCUGAUUGGAAGCUUGAUGCUCCAGACUGGGAUGGAAGAUUAAGAGUUGUAGCCAAAGGCAAAGACUUAUUCAUUAAACUGGAAGACAAAACAUCAGGGGAGCUUUUUGCCCAGUGCCCUGUGGACAGCCAUCCUGGAACAGCUGUAGAGAGUGUUAUGGAUUCAAGUCGAUACUUUGUCAUUAGGAUUAAAGAUGAUAAUGGUCGCAGUGCUUUUAUAGGAAUUGGGUUUGAUGAUAGGAGUGACUCUUUUGACUUAAAUGUAGCUUUACAGGAUCAUUUCAAAUGGUUGAAGAAAGAAGAAGAGGCACAAGCAGCCACCAAAGAAUUUGACAGUGGACCAAAAUUAGACCUAGGUUUUAAAGCAGGGCAAACAAUCACUAUUAAUGUAGCAAAGACCAAAAAAGUAGGAUCUGAUACAACAACUUCCAAACCUCGACCAAAAGGGGGUACAACAGGAGGAAUGUUACCUCCCCCUCCAGGGGGGAUGAAAUUACCUCCACCACCAGGUGGAGCCUUACAACAGACUUUUCCAGCGCCACCUUCUGGCAAUGUGUCACAAGCACAAGUGAAUAAGAACUCUGGUAGUAACGUUGAUCUUUUAGAUUUUGACUUUGGUGAAUCACCUAGCAGUACAUCUUCAAACACAGCCCCUAUUCAACCAGUACAGACCAAAAGUGAUCCUUGGGGGGAUUUCACAGGAGCAGGCAAUAAAGAGCCCAUCAAUGGGAUUGACUGUUUCUUUACGGAGGAAUCUUUCAACAAAUACUCAAGGAUUCCCCCUACUCUGGAGGAGAGGCUGUUGAUGAGGAUUAAACAGGUGAAAGGAGAACCAGUCUAUCCCAGUACAGCACAGGUCAAAAGUUGUUCUGCUGAGACUAGUUUUAGCAUAGAUGAAAGAGAGAAAAUUACAGAGAGUUCUGACAAUGCAGGGGAAUUCCAGCCUAAACAGACAGAGAAAACAUUCACUAAAACACAGUCUACUCCAGCCAAGGAACAACAAAAGAAGAAAAUAUGUUCGGAGUUACCAUACAGUAAGAAAGUAGCCCCUCCUAGGAAGUCCAGGUUCUCACAUGAUCAACAGAAGCGAUAUGUAUAUCUUUACAAAAAAUAUACACACAGAACUUCUAUUGAUACAACACCGGAGGAGAGAGGGGAGAUAAGAGAGCUACAGAUACUGACAAGUGAAGUUCUAGAGGAACAGAGAGAAUUCCAGGAAUUUCAGGAGAUGCUCUCUAACACAGCCCACAAAACUGACUACACCUACAUGAAUCCUGCGGCUAGAAAGUACAUGGAGGAUUAUGUCCAUAGUCGAAAGAAAGAGGCGGAGUUAUACCCAAAAUAUUAUAACACAGAAUCAUCUUUUAACAUUGAUGGGGAAGGUCAGCCUUCUAGGAUGAUGUUUAUAAAACCCCUUCUACAGUUGGGCAUUGUGCCGAAGAUGAUACUUCCCACAGUGACCCAGCAGCUGAAGCCAGAGUUACCCCUGGAUUCCCUGGCGGUCAGUCAGCAGUAUCCUGUCUCCAAAAGCAGAAAUCAUAAACCAGGAGCCUGGAACCAUGAGCCUUGUAGUUUGGAUGACAAUGCCACACACUUGGCAGUAGAGAAUCGAGCACACAUUGUGAUAUCAGCUGGGGCCCUUCAAUGUUUGGUAGACAACCAUGCCCCCAAACAUUUGGAGGAGUGGGAGAUGCCUUUUAUUGUCAGGGAAUACCAAUUGAAAGAUGGUGAUGAAGUAUUUGUGCAAAGGGUUGUAUUCAUAGACAGGCCAUUUCUACAACCUCAGCUUACCCCCAAAGACAAAAACACAAAGUACUUCAAGUAUGCCCUGAAGGCCUUCAUAGCAAAGCCAUCACAGAAGGGCCAUGUGUUCAGUAAAAUUGAUAAUUCUGGGGCUGAUGCAAAAUUUGUAGGACCAUCUUCUCAUGUUAACCAACAGACAACAAAUACAAACUAUACAGCAUGUUCCAAAAAGACCUCGGUCAAAAAAGAAGGUCAAGAUGUCACUAAAAAGAGAGAGGAACCAUUUUCUGUUGGAGAUAUUUCUCUAGAAGACCUUGAAUGUUUUGGGACUACAAAGAAAAAGAAAAAUACAACAGCAAAAAACAAGCAAACACCAGCUGUGGACAUGGAAAUAGAAUCUCAAGUGAGCAUAGAUGAUUUGGAAUCAUUUGGAACUGUUAGUGCAAAUAAAAUUCAGAAAACUGCAGAGAAAAUCAAGUCUAAUGAUUCUGAUCAAGAUUUGAUCAGAAAAAUUAAAGAAAUGCACAAACCCCAGAAACAGAUACUACCUACAAAAACUCUGGCAAAAGAAAAGCCAGCUUUGGAUUUAGCAAAUGUAAAUACGAAUUCUGUUGGAAAUUCAAGUAAAGUUCAGGAAAUUCAUAUGGAAAGUGGUUUCCAAAGUGCUGAAAAUGUUGAAAAUACAAAAGAUGCAGGAAAUGUGCCAGAAAAAAACGAACAUUCUCAACCAGACUCUUAUAAUACACAUGUGAAAGAUUCUUCAGUAGAAAAUAUGAAAAUGAACUCAGAAAAUGAAAACUCUCAGAUGCCAGAGCAGAACAUAGAAAGUAGUCUAAUUGUUAAAGCACCUCAGAUGAUUCCAUGGCGUACACCUGAAUUGUUUGAUGAGAGUGAUCAGAAAACCACAUCUAGGGAGUCAGAAAAAAAGCAGACAAGGCAAGCAGCUAUCCACAGUGAAGAGGACAGCAGUGAUGAUGAGGACAAACUAUUCAUUAUCGAGAGUCCUACAAAGAAGAUGGAAGUGUUUGAUGAGGCUCCUGCCAGUCCCUCACCAGCAAGUCCUGAUCCUGGCCAGGAGGAAACAGAGAUCUGCAGGAUCAUUCCUAUAGGAUCAGACUAUACGCCUGAUUCAGCUCAGAGCCCAGCAUGGAGACAGGAAUCUCCCACUAGUCCAGUGAAAGGAGGACAUUCUGACAUUUCUGAAACUAUGCAGUGUCCUCUCAUUCCUUUGUGUGGGGAAAGCGAAGAUGAGAUUGUUGAUACAUCCUGUCAGGAUCAAAUAUCAAAACAGAUCAGUCAUUUUCCAGACAGUAUUUUUGAAAAGCCUGUAGGCACACCAUUAAGGAGAUCGGGAAGGUGCAGGAAAAACAGUCGAAGUUUGGAUUCUCUGAACACAGAAAGUGGUCAGACUGCACAGAAUACAAGUAAAAUGGGAGAUUGUUUCAGUGACACAUUUCAAAGUUGUGAAUCAGAUGUGCAUCAUGAGGGAGAUGAUAAUUCUAAGCAAAAAGUAAUGACAAGAAAGAAAAAGUGUAAGAAAGAUAUCACAUCAGAGAGUGAGAAUGAGGAAAAGGAAGUCAAACAUCCAACAGCUCAACCAGUGAAAAGGAAAAGGGGAAGGCCCCGGAAAAAUCCUUCUCCUGAAUCUUUGAAAGCUGAGGGAAAUGAGAGUGAAAAAGGUCAGGCAUCAACUCCACUUAGAAUGUCAACAAGAUCCAGAUCUAGGUCCUCAGUUGGUGGGACAUCAGAAGAUGAGGUACAAGAAAAAGAAGUGGCAAAUCGAUCAAGGAGAAAACGAAAGUCUGAAGCAGGUGGAUCUAAAGAGAGUGAAAAAGAGGUUGAGAAACCUGCUGAAGAUGGCAAUAAGACUAUUACAGGUCUGGAAACUAAGAAAGAUAAACUAAAUAUGAGAGAUCGAUCAGAGACAUCUGCUGCAGGCUUACCAGUGCAGGCCAAAAGACCAAGGUCAGACAACGCUGAAAACCUCUUGGGCAACAUUGGACCACACAAAAGAGUAAGUCGGGUUGGCAGACAGCCAUCUACACCAGCUCACUCCGUAACAAAACCAGAAAGUAACCAGCUCCAGCAGGUGUCAGAGGUCAAAUCAAGAGAGAGCAAGAAAACCAACCAACAAACACACAAAGCAGAAGACAAGUUCAGUUUAGAUAGCAUACUCAAUGUGCAACAGACACUCCUCAAAUCUGGUGAAGUACUAAAACUAAGUAUGCCCAGUUUUACAGCUGAAAAUGUUAAUCAUGUUUUCAAGUUUCCACAACGAAACAAUGUGACCUAUAACCUUUGGGAUUUAGGGGGUUUUAAGAUCGUUGUUCGCUGCAACAUUCAUGGAGUCAUCAGAGACAUGAAUCAGCAGUUAUCAUUUAUUCAUCUGAUGCCUAAGCUGGAGUAUCAAUGUCAGUUUGGAAUGGAACAAGUAACUCCUAGUGAGGCAGUUAGAACCUGGAUCUCUUCCUACAUCAGACCUAAUUGUCGGGUUCUUAGAGCAAGAUUUCACACCCAGAGAACAGAGCUAUUUUCUGUAGAAGAAUUACAAGCAGCACAGAUUGUUCCACCAUCACAGAACUUUAACCCAGGGAAUGGCUUUUUAAUGUUGCAAAAUAUAUUCCACCAUCUGCAUCAGCUUUCUCCAGGCCAGUAUCUUCUAAGUCAUAAGAAGUCCUCAGAUAAAUGUGUAAUAAAGAAAGCUACUGAAGACAAUAAAAGAGGUUCCUAUGACUUACAUUUUAAUCAGCUUGGGUUUGCUGAUCCCGAGUUUGAUAAGCGGAAGGUUCAGUGGACCCCUCUAGACCCCACUAUUAUGCUCCCCUACCACACAAUGAAUGGAAGAAUCCCAGUGACCUUUGACCCACCAGAUUUCAAAUUUACCUACUCAGCUCAAAAUAAAACCACUAAAAGAAAGAAGAAAAAUAAAGGAAAACGUAAAAAGGACAAGAACAAGAAUUCUGUAUAAAAAUUAGGUACACAAUAUCCCUGUGAUAUGUAUAUAGUUGUAUGUUCUGUAAUCUUUGGAGUUGAUAUCGAUACUGCCAAUAUGAAACUCACUCCAGUAGAAAGCUGUUGAUCUGAUGCUUUGAAAUAAACAAACAUGAGUAUUAA
Messenger RNA from Saccostrea echinata, 4966 nucleotides. Its product is annotated as little elongation complex subunit 2-like. The coding region runs from base 21 to 4820 and encodes 1599 amino acids. The transcript is spliced from 22 exons. Gene Ontology annotation, cellular component: transcription elongation factor complex; membrane. The record is from RefSeq and is a predicted model, not a curated record. NCBI's taxonomy places the organism in Eukaryota, Metazoa, Mollusca, Bivalvia, Ostreida, Ostreidae. Gene Ontology annotation, biological process: positive regulation of transcription by RNA polymerase III; snRNA transcription by RNA polymerase II; snRNA transcription by RNA polymerase III.